AUGGCUGACCCUCAAGAAGGUUUUGUUGUACCCCCGGAGGGACCGCUCCCAGUGCCACCAAACAUGGGGUCCGGCACAGCCGAAGGAGGGCCGCCUAUAGUCGACGACUUAGAAGCACGUGUGAAUCAGAUGGCGCUUAGCAACGCAGAAGCCUUAAAUGUUGCCAGGAACACGGCUGCGGCUGUCCAAAGACUCACCAAAGCCCUGGUACAACAGCCAGGAACAACAAACCAGUACCUUACGGAACUUCUCGCUGCCCUGACUAAUAAACCGACCCCCACUGACGCUGAGGGCGAUAUAAAAAUGACAGACACCAAUCUGCCUGGAGGGAUCCCAAUGAAUCCCCCUACGACCACCGGAAGGCCUAUCAAAGAGGUUAUUCAGUCCAUUAACACCCUUGCCGUAACCAGCCUCCUUCCCGCACCGCAACUCGCCAAGUUCAAAGGCGACAAGACCGGUAUACGUCUAGAAGACUGGAUAGUUUAA
Messenger RNA from Ceraceosorus bombacis, 486 nucleotides. NCBI's taxonomy places the organism in Eukaryota, Fungi, Basidiomycota, Exobasidiomycetes, Ceraceosorales, Ceraceosoraceae. The record is from the annotation of a GenBank genome assembly.